This is a messenger RNA of Dicrocoelium dendriticum, 179 nucleotides long. NCBI's taxonomy places the organism in Eukaryota, Metazoa, Platyhelminthes, Trematoda, Plagiorchiida, Dicrocoeliidae. The record is from the annotation of a GenBank genome assembly.
GGACAGCGCCUUCUGUUUCUCAGAAAGGAUUGCGCCCCCAUGCUUGUGACCACUGUGGUAAAUCGUUUCUUAGGAGGGACCAUUUGCAAAGGCACAUUGAUUGUGUUCAUCUGGAACAAAGAGCUCACUCAUCUUCACGUAAACUCUGUCCACUUGAAAUUGCAGCCUCACAAAUGUAA